AUGCCGACGGCUGCCAUGGGCACCUCAGGGCAGCUGGGCAUGGCUGGAUAUGCGCAGUACGCCGCAGGCCAGUAUCCAGGAUAUGGUGCAUCCUACGGAUACACGGAUCCGUAUGGAAGGCCGUAUGGUGCCAGCAUGGGCGAGCAGGUACCAGCAGGCUACCAGGCACCGCCGCCGCCUCCUCCGCCAGGUGUUCCAGGAGGAGCCGUUGGCGGGGCCUCGUACAUGCAUGGUCCAUUGACAGAUCACGACAGACUCGCGGAUGAGCGCGACAAGGCUCGUAGACGUUUAGAAGAUGAAGCGCGGCUUCGAAAUGAGGAACUUCAUCGAAAAGCUGAAACUGAACGAGCCACAGCUGCGGUCCGCCAUGCAAUCAACAACCUUCAAAACGGACAGUUCGACUCGAUUGAUGGGCUUCUGAAGACCUUGGAGUCCGUGGCGGCGAGGGACCUGUCGAAGACCGAAGGUCUGCAGCAGAUCCUGAAGAAGGACAUGGACAAGGCCAUCGAAGAAGCUCAGCAAAGGCGAGCAGUGAUGGCCGAAUUGAAGUCCAUGGUCAGGAGUGGUGAGGACCACAUCAAGGCCACAGCCGAGCUGAUUCGCGAGAAUGUGGGGCUGCAGAAGGAAAACGACAGGGAAGACAUGAACGACCAGCUCGAAAACGCCGGCCUGGAGGCCCAAGGCAUGAGCGACCGGUACCAGUCGUUCAUGGACGAGAAGGCGAAGGAGCAUGAGGAACUCCAGAGCUUCACCAAGGGCCCUGCCUUAGUUGAUCUGCGCCUCGUCAUCGCGAAGAUCAAGAAGCUGAGUAGCGACUUGACAAUGACAGCCACGAAUGCUGCCAGCGUCGUGCGGGAGGGCAAGCAGAAGUUGGCACGUCAGGAGGCGGCCGUAGCGCGAACCAAGCGCAUGCAGGAACUCUUCGACCAGUACGAUGCCGACAGCGACGGCUGUUUGUCUCAGCUGGAGGUCCUCCAGUACUCCCAAGGUGAGUUUGAAUUCACCCCUGCAGAGUCCUGUCUAGAGCGGCUCUGGCGAAACUGGGUGCCAGCAGGCAUGGCUGGCAUCACUUUCGACCGCUUCCAGCAAAUGAAGGUGGCGAUCGGCACGGCCCGCGUCAUUGAGCGGGACCAGGAGAGAAGACCAGCCGGCGUUGCUUAG
This is a messenger RNA of Symbiodinium sp. CCMP2456, 1161 nucleotides long. The record is from the annotation of a GenBank genome assembly. Lineage: Eukaryota; Dinophyceae; Suessiales; Symbiodiniaceae.